GAUAGUAUAGGAAGUACAAGAAACAUUUUUGUCUAGCUUCAUUUUGAUUACUAUAACGGCGCGUCACAUUAAUACACAAUACUGUAUUAACUUUGUUUUUUUUCAGAAGUUGUAAAUUGAUAAAGAUGUCUUACCCAGGAUACGGAGGGCAUGGAGGUUAUGGAGCACCUAUGCCAGGAGCUCCAACACAUGGGAUGCAAAUGGUAGCAGGACCAGGGGGAUACCAAGCCUAUGGGGCAUAUCCUGGAAGUUUUAGUGGUGCCCCAGUAAAUGACCCAAUGUGGAGUUAUUUUACUGCAGUAGCAGGACAGGAUGGUGAAAUUGAUUCUGAGGAGCUUCAGAGAUGCUUGACACAGACUGGCAUCAGCGGUACCUACAGUCCAUUCAGUAUCGAGACCUGCAGAAUCAUGAUUGCCAUGCUGGAUAGAGAUAUGACCUCGAAGAUGGGAUUUAAUGAGUUUAAAGAGCUUUUUGGGGCUUUGAAUGUCUGGAAGCAGAACUUCAUGAUGUUUGACCAGGACAGAAGUGGGACUGUGGAACCACAUGAAAUGAGUCAGGCUGUUUUAUCAAUGGGAUACAGAAUUAGUGCUCAGACACUGAAUGGCAUUCUAAAGCGCUACAGUAAGAAUGGCAGGAUUUUUUUUGAUGAUUAUGUAGCCUGCUGUGUAAAGCUACGAGCUCUUACAGAAACUUUUAAGAGGAGAGAUAAUAUGCAACAAGGAGUUGUAAACUUUCCCUACGAUGAUUUUAUAAUGUGUACAAUGGCAAUCUGAAUACCAGUUAAAGCAGAUCAUUGAUGACCAUGCCAUUGAAGCAGGAUUGUUAAAUCUGAGUGUACCAGCUACCCCAGGGCAUUGGACUACCUGAACAUGGUGCAAUUUGAACACUGUUUGUGUUUUAAAAUAUCAGCAAGGGAAAACUAUACUUUUUUUCUUUAAAAUAUAAAAACUGUAAAGGCCAUUUGUACCAUUUUCUUGUUUUGUAUUUUAUACAUAACCCACAGUUCAGAAUAUAUCAGGCAUGUUUAACUGAGAUUUGUGUAAGAGGCUGGCUAAUUUGUAAUGUGACGUGAUUAAACAGAGUGUUCUGUGUUAAGAUUCCUUUGUGAUUGCUGAUGUAAUAGUCAUGUGCAAUUCAUCCUUUUGGGAUAGUUAGAGGAAGAUGCUUUAGCACCAGUGUUAAAAAGCAAACUUCUUAUGUGGCUACAAUUAUAUAUAUAUAUAUAUAUAUAUAUAUAUGUGUGUGUGAACUGUCUACAAUGUAAUAACAGCUACACUGUUAAUUUUGUUUAUUUUGGCUGUAUUUCUUGCUAAUAAGUAUGUGUAACAGUGACAAAUGUUCAUGAUUGCCAAGUUUAAUAAAAUGCUAAUUACAUUGUUUACUGAGUAUGUAUUGACUUGUCUGUGUUAGAAUAUUUUUUCUGGUUUUAGACAACACGAAUAAAACAUGAUUUUUAUAUACAUUAUUUUUUUAUUUGUACAACUGAUCAAAAAUGUUCAUAUACACAAUGUUUUUAGGAAUGUAAACAUUCAAAUAAUCAGCUGCAAAGUGUUGCAUUGUAUAAAAUGUAUUAUAUAGUGGCAGACUUUAUAAAUGCUUAAAAACAACUGUCUAAUGCACUACAAAGCGAAAUUUUCCCAAUACUACUUGUGCAAAAAUAGGCAAAUCUAAAUGUAUACCGCUCUCCUGAUCGUGAUGAAUUUGUAAUGUGUGUUAUUUUAUUUAACUUUUUUUAGAGCAUGGUAUGUAUUUUUUAUGGAAUUAAGACUCCCUUAUUAAAGUGGUGGUACUGGUACCAGACCUGUA
This is a messenger RNA of Acipenser ruthenus (sterlet), 1806 nucleotides long. RefSeq names its product grancalcin-like. Bases 126 to 773 code for a protein of 215 amino acids. The transcript has 8 exons. Gene Ontology annotation, molecular function: calcium ion binding. Lineage: Eukaryota; Metazoa; Chordata; Actinopteri; Acipenseriformes; Acipenseridae. The record is from RefSeq and is a predicted model, not a curated record.